UCCGGCCCCCACACACUGGCUUGUACAGGAUGAGUUAGAGGCAGGGACACAGAGGCAACAAGGAAGGCUGCCGUCCAGCCAUUCAGAAUGACAUCGUGAGUGGGAAAACAAGAAAUGCAAUAGAACGGAUGCUACGCACUAAGCGAAACAGAGACAAACACUGAGAAUUACCUAGAGAAGCAGAGAAACGAACAGUGAGAUUCAGACAAAAUAAAGACAAGCAGAGAUGAAUUUAGAGAAAUAGCAUCGAGAAAAGGGUCAGCGACUCGGAGAGAGAAAUAAAGGUAGAAGGAACCUACAAGGAAUAGAUAAGCGGAGCGCAGUGAGGUCGCUAGCGACAGAGAAAGACUGACAGAUCGAGAAAGCAGAGAACAGGAGCUCCCUGAGCCAUCUCCAGCCUUAGCCGGAACCCAGCGCUGGGGCUGUUGAAUGAUGAAGAAGACGCUGCCGAAUAAGAGGGGCACCCAGGAAGGCAAUCAGCUGCCAAGCCAACCAGAAAAAUCUGGCUGGAUUCGCAAAUACUGCGGGAGAGGAAUAUUCCGGGAGAUUUGGAAAAACCGCUAUGUGAUCUUAAAGACAGAUCAGUUGUACAUCUCAGAGAAAGAGGUGAAAGAUGAGAAGGUGGUUCUAGAUAAGUUUGACCUGACAGACUACGAGAAAUGUGAAGAACUGCGCAAAUCGAAAAGCCGAAGCAAGAAGAACCAUAGCAAAUUCACAUUGGUCCGCAGCAAACAGCCCGGUAACACGGUACCAAACCUAGUCUUCCUAGCUGUGAGCCCCGAGGAGAAAGAGUCAUGGAUUAACGUUCUGAGCAGUGCGCUCAGCCGAGCAAAGAACCGUGUCCUUGAUGAGGUCACUGUCGACGAGGAAAGCUUUCUUGCUCACCCAACUAGAGACCGAGUAAAAAUCCAGCACUCUCGCCGACCGCCCACUCGUGGCCACUUGAUGGCAGUGGCUUCUACCUCCACAUCUGAUGGCAUGCUGACUCUCGAUCUGAUCCAGGAGGAGGAUACAGCCCUGGAUCUCCAUGGGACUUGUGCAGAUGGUUUCUGUACCAACCAUCUUGGUACCAGCCACCACAAACUGAACCAUGAAACCUCCACUAAAACCUCAGAGAGGGGAGACACAGUGACAGAGAAGGAACAUCCCUCCAAGGUGGGCAAACUUCAGAAGAAAGGGGACAGCUGGCAGAGGGAAUCUACUACCUCUCUAGAUCGGGAGGGGAACUCCUCACCUGAGAUCCCAAAAAAACUAUCCUUUGCAGAGUUAAACAAGUGUGCAUCAGAGGAAAUUCUGUCACGUGCGGGAUCCGCACACAGGUCUGCAUUACGAAAAGGCUUUGAGACUCAGUCGAGCAGUAUAGAACGGGACAAACUAGGGCGGGUCAGGGAACUCAUUGCACUGAAACUGGAGAGAACUCAACAGCUGUUAUUGGAGGCUGGCAGCCAUGAGAGUCAGAAAAGGCAGAACAGAGACUCUCCAGGGAUAUCAGAUGGGCAGGUCACUCUAAAUGAUACAGAGUGGCUACUCUCCGAGGCCCUGUCCAACUGGAACCAGGCCAAGCAGGUUCUGCAGGAGAUUAAGGAAUUGAGGGACCUCUGCAAGCAAUCAGUUCGAAUGUACACAGAACCAGCACUGACAUCAGACAGCCAACCUCAAUACAGGGGAAGUCUGAUGUGAACUUCACAGGUCUUUAAUGUGUGUCUUGGUAAUCCUCCUUCUCUUGUUCAAAUGGAAAACUUUGAGCCUGCCGGCAAGGGUCGCUCAGUUUCACCAUGACCUUAACUUGGAUUCAGUCCUAGCAGGAACAGAUGAGUCUGAUGGCCUGAGCUUGUGCAAUCCUGUCUGGAAGGGAAGAACUAUGAAUCCACUUCAUUCCAGCCAGGCGCAGUUGUCUGUGAUGAAUGAUGGGAUUGGACAUUUUUCAAUGCAAAGUCUGUGUUACAAACUGGAGUGAGCUGCAUCUGAAACAAAGUCAGCUGUUUGUUUUGGGGUUAGUGGAGGGUGAGGGAUGGAAGCCCCAACAGCUGCAUGGAUGAGGUUGCCCUGAGAACUCAAGUAGAAAGACUCUUUCCUGCCUUGUUGGCGUCAGCAUUUCCAUCUUGAAACAGCGUCUGGAUAGUUUUUUGCAAAAGCAAAGUACUGCAGAUCCUGGAAAUAUGGAAAUAAAAGCUGAAAAUUAUGGAAAUACACAGCAGGUUACACUGCAUCUGUGGAUAGAAAAAUCAGAUAAUAUUUCAACUCAUCAGAACGCUGAUGAUAGGCCACAACCUGAAAUGUUACCUCUAUAUCUAUCUCCGUGGAUGCUAUUAAACCUACUGCCCAUUCCCAGCAUUUUCUAUUUUUUAUUUCAGGAUAGUGUAUUUAGUACCAGAGUUCCCAUAAUUUCAACCUUUAAAGGAGCUGUCCUGGAAAUGUCAAAAUUUGAAAAUGACCAUCCAUCUCCAAUGUGGAGAUUUAGCCUUUAGGAUUUUCAAUCAGUAUUAAAUAGCAGUAUAUAAACUCAGAACUCCAGUUAAGCACCACCCACCCAUCUCACUUAUGCCUUUGUUACUUCUUUCCCAGUCAACCAAACAGUAUUCACACUGAUCCCUCAUCAGUCAUCCUCCUGGAUUUACCACAUAUCAGUGACUCAUUGGUUAGCACUGCUGCUUCACAGCGCCAGGGACCUGGGUUCAAUCCCACCCUUGGGUGAAUGUCUGUGUGGAGUUUGCACAUUCUCCAGGUGCUCUGGUUUCCCUUCCACGUCCAAAGAUAUGCAAGUUAGAUGGAUUGGUCAUGCUAGAUUGCCCCUAGUGUGCAGGCUAGCCAUGGGAAAUGCAGGGUUAUAGGGUAGGGCUGGGUGGGAUGCGCUUUGGAGGGUCAGUGUGGACUUGAUGGGCUGAAUUGCCUGCUUUCACACUUGUGGGAUUCCAUGAUAUCUUGUCCACCUUUCCUUCACCCCUAACCACUCCUCACCUGCCCCCCUCGACCCUAGCCUGUCCCACCUGCCCUCCCUUCAGCUGUAUCCUGCCCCUGUGAGGAUUGUCCUUGUGAGGAUCAAAUACGGGUGCCACAUCUCCUCCAGGGCAGAAACCUUAUUGGAAGAUGAAUGGUCUUGACCAUGGGUGCCAACUACUCACAAUAUCUAGUUGUACAAAAUCCAUGGGGAAGGGAGGGUUACAAAGAACUUGUGACAUUCUGAUCUUUGUAAAGGAGGGGAUGGGAGUAAGAAGUUGACUAACCGACCAUGUAGCAAUGCAAGGUACAACUCCUGAUCCUUCUGCAGGACAGACACAUACUUAUCUAAUCAAGUGCAGAUGUAUCAGUACCUCAGUGUAGGGAUUUACGUGGUCCAAAUGUUUUAUGAAGCUUCUAAUCGCUCAGUGUUCUUAAGGUGCUAUGAGUCCUGUCAGAUCUGUUACUGUCCAAUUGUUUAUUCAAGCACAGCCUUAUGUCAGCCUAAAGGAAUGGACUGCAGCCUCAGUCACAAUCACCACCUUCCUGUUAAUUCCAAGGUGCCCUGAUGUUCUAUGUCUUGCAGAACAAUUCAGAGAAAACAAUAUGUAAACCAAGACGGGAGAAGUGAUAGGCUAAUAACGUUUUAUUUUUCCAAGAUUAACCUCUCGGUCUUCCCUUUGCCCCAGCACUGUCAGGUCCUGAUCUAUCUUUACUUCUUUUGAAUUUUUUUGAAGCUGUGAUUUUAAUACAAUUAAAUUAA
Molecule: messenger RNA, 3700 nt
Organism: Stegostoma tigrinum
Lineage: Eukaryota; Metazoa; Chordata; Chondrichthyes; Orectolobiformes; Stegostomatidae
Product: pleckstrin homology domain-containing family O member 1
Exons: 6
Coding region: 430-1680 (416 amino acids)
Biological process (GO): regulation of myoblast fusion
Cellular component (GO): ruffle membrane; muscle cell projection membrane
Source: RefSeq, a predicted model, not a curated record